Lycium barbarum (goji berry) is the source of this 2430-nucleotide messenger RNA. Its product is annotated as G-type lectin S-receptor-like serine/threonine-protein kinase B120. The record is from RefSeq and is a predicted model, not a curated record. The transcript has 7 exons. Bases 1 to 2430 code for a protein of 809 amino acids. Gene Ontology annotation, biological process: protein phosphorylation; recognition of pollen. NCBI's taxonomy places the organism in Eukaryota, Viridiplantae, Streptophyta, Magnoliopsida, Solanales, Solanaceae. Gene Ontology annotation, molecular function: protein serine/threonine kinase activity; ATP binding.
AUGAAUCAACAAGUUGUAGAUGGUGAAACUGUAGUUUCAGCAGGAGGUACAUUUGAGUUUGGCUUCUUUAGUCCUGAUGGAUCCCAAGGGCGAUAUGUCGGGAUAUGGUACAAGGGAUUACCAGUUGAAAAAGUUGCAUGGGUUGCAAACCGUGAAAGACCAUUAAUUGGAUCACAUGGAGUUCUUAUGAUUAAUGCUAGUGAUGGCAAUUUGGUCCUUGUGGAUGAUAAAAAUGUGCCAGUCUGGUCUACACAAGUUAGUUCGACGUCAUCCAACAACACCAUUGCUGUGCUUACUGCUCAGGGGAAUCUUGUUCUUCUGGAUCAGAACAAGCUGAACGAAUCAGUACCAUUAUGGGAGAGCUUCAAUCAUCCAUCUGACACACUCUUGCCUCGUAUGAAGAUAGGGAUGAAUACUAUAACAGGGGAGCAAAUAGUUCUCACAUCUUGGAAAGAUGAUAAAAAUCCGUCGUUGGGAAGUUUUAGUACCGCUCUGGUGGAUCCUCAGGAACUUGUACAAGUACUUAUUUUGAAUGGCUCGUCAAAGAAGCAUUUUAGAUCGGGGCAGUGGAAUCGGAGAAGCUUCAUUGGAGUGCCUAGCAUGACUAAAGACUACCACAAUGGCUUUCAACUACUUACGGACAGUAAAGGGGAGGAACUUUAUUUUUCUUAUGCUAUACUCAAUUACUCUGCUUCAACAUUGGUAUACUUAGAUUCCUCGGGUGUGAUAAUUCAGAUGGAUUGGGAUGCAGAAGAGAAAAAAUGGUUAAGGUUGCAGGUAGUACCUAAAGGUCAAUGUGACUUGUAUAACACAUGCGGUACUUUCGGAAGCUGCAAGAAUAAUGAUUCACCAGUAUGCAAAUGUUUGAAGGGUUAUGAACCAAAGUCUAUCGAUGAAUGGAACGAGGGGAAUUGGACUAAUGGUUGUGUUCGAAGAGCACAAUUCCAGUGUGAGGAGAUGGCCACUGGUCCAAAAUCUGAUGAUGAUGAGAGAAAGAGGGAUGUAUUUUUACCAGUUUCAGGGAUGAAACUACCAGAUUUCUCACAUUACCUACUUACUUGGGAUAAAAUGGAAUGCGAAAAUUCUUGCUUGAAGAACUGUUCUUGUUUGGCAUAUGCUUAUGUGGAUGGAAUAGGCUGCAUGAUUUGGGGGGAAAAUCUUAUUGACCUUCAAGAGUUCUCCCAUGGUGGAGAGCAACUAUACAUUCGCCUUGCACAUUCCCAACUUGAUAAGAGGAGGCAAAUCGGAGCCCGUAUUGCAAUUAUCGUUUCAGCAACAGUUGGCCUAAUUCUUAUUGUAUGCACUAUUUAUUUGCUGAAGAUCAGAAAAAGAGGCAUUGGGAGUUUAAUCCCUUUUUGCAUAGCUUCGAAACAAUCUUCAGCAGCAAAUUUGCUUCUUAACAGUUUUACUCAAGGUAGCAGUUCAGAAUUACCCGUUUUCAGCUUCAAGUGCAUAGAAAAUGCUACUAAAAACUUUUGCACUCGAAAUAAACUUGGAGAGGGGGGAUUUGGACCUGUUUACAAGGGGGUAUUAGCAAACGGACAAGAGGUUGCUAUUAAAAGACUUUCGAGGAGCUCAGGACAAGGCAUAGAAGAGUUCAAGAAUGAGGUUACACUAAUUUCCAGACUUCAACACAGAAACUUAGUCAAAUUGAUAGGAUUUUGCAUUCAUGAGGAGGAAAAGUUGCUGAUCUAUGAAUACAUGUCCAACAGAAGCUUAGACAUUUUCAUAUUCGGAUCAAGAUCCAAUGAUAAGGUGGCGUUAAGUUGGAAUCAACGAUAUAGCAUCAUUGAAGGUUUAGCUAGAGGGCUUCUUUAUCUUCAUCGUGAUUCGCGACUAAAAAUCAUUCACAGAGAUCUAAAGACGAGCAAUAUUCUCUUAGACGAAGAUAUGAAUCCCAAAAUCUCUGAUUUUGGAAUGGCUAGGAUUUUCGGAGGGAAUCAAACAAUAGCAAAUACCAACAGGAUUGCCGGUACCUAUGGUUACAUGUCCCCUGAAUAUGCAAUACAAGGAAUUUUCUCCGAAAAGUCGGAUGUCUUCAGCUUUGGUGUCAUAUUGUUAGAGAUUAUCUGCAGUAAAAGAAACAACAGCUAUUCUCACUCCAAAGACGACCCUCUCAACCUUCUGGACCAUGCAUGGCAACUGUGGAAUGAAGGGAAGAUACUGGAGUUUCUGGAUCCGAAGGUGGCUGGUUCACUUGAUACACCAACACAGGUUGUUAGAUGCAUCCUUGUGGGCUUGCUUUGUGUGCAAGAACAUGCAAAUUAUAGGCCAAACACAGCUACAGUUGUUUCCAUGCUCUGCAGUGACACAGUUCUUCCUUCGCCUAAGCGACCUGGAUAUAGCAGCAAAGACAGAAGCCCUGAUGAUCCAAGUUCUUCACCUUGCUCCAGAAACUCUUUUACUAUUUCAAAUGUUGAAGGACGUUAA